AUGGAAUCAUCAUCAAAUCAGCUUGAUCGACUUGCGUUUGAUUUAUUUGUCAAAAUUUUGGAGUGUAAUCGGAAAGAUGAUAAUUCCAGUGAUCUUCUAAAUGAUGAGGACAACACCAUGGAUGAUGAUAAUUUAUUAUUUAAUCUUCAUCAAAUUAAAACGAAAAUUCUUUCCCAUAGUCAUAGCGUUCAUCCACUCUUGGAUCAAUUAUUUAAAAAUCUUUUAAUUGAAAUUGAACAAAACACUCCACAUAACAAUUCCGAACAACCAAACAUUUCCGAACAAGAGGAGCAUAUUCUUCACUCGUUGGAUGAAUUGCUGGAAAUAUCAUGGACUCAGCUUCAUACAGGUCAUUGGUCCGAUGUGUGUCCAGAAUGGAGAAGUUUAUUUGCAUUGCUCUGUUUAUUACAAGUUGCUUUCAAUAUUUUCAAGAGAUCCAAACAUGAGAGUAUAUUGAAUGACAGCAAUACGACUGCUCACUUCAUGGAACAACUUUUAAAAAAGUGUGAUGAAGGCUUAAUGAUGGGAGAUGAUAUCUAUCGACCAUAUAUUCAUAAUUUUGCAGAUUCUAUUCAUGAAUAUUUGAUUGAAACACUAGGAAUUCCUUCUUUAACUGAUGAAAAUAGUGAACGUACUGAUGAAGGACAUGAAGAAAUCACUUCCAAAAAAAGGAAAGUUUCUCAAGAUUUAAGAUCUCAAGUCGUUUUCUUAUCUCCUCCUGUUAAACCUAUACCUGUAGUGGAUUUCAAUUCUAUGAGUGUGAUGGAAUUUAAAGCGAAAUAUUUCGACAAGCAAUUGCCUUGUAUCAUUAAGAAUGCUGCAACAGAAUGGGCUGCGUAUAAAAAUUGGAGAAAUAUGGACUAUCUAUUACAAAAAGCAGCCUAUCGAGUGGUUCCUGUGGAAAUUGGUGAAUUUUAUACUUCUGAGGAUUGGUCACAACAAUUAAUGCCAUUCCAUGAAUAUAUGAAAACCUAUGUCUUGCAGGUUGGUGAUGAACAAGAAUCAAUGACGGAAACCACAGGCACUAAUAGAAAUAUUGGCUAUCUUGCUCAACAUCCUCUAUUUGAACAAAUUAACGCAUUACGUAAAGAUAUUCAAGAACCCAUCUAUUGUAUGCUAGGAGAGCAAGGUGAAGUGACCUCUGUCAAUGCAUGGUUUGGUCCAUGCAACACCAUUUCACCGCUCCAUACAGAUCCCUAUGAUAACAUACUGGUACAGGUGUGUGGCCAUAAAUACGUUCGAAUUUAUCAUCCGGACGCCACUCCGAGCUUGUACAAACGAAAGACUGGACUGUUGCAAUCGAAUACAAGUGAAAUUGAAAAUAUGUUCGUGUUGCAUGGACAAGAGAAGGAAAGAGAGCUUUUAAUGGAAAUGCACCCAUUGUUGUCCGAGGCUGAAAAUCACUGUUGGGAAUGCAUACUCAGUGAAGGUGACAUGCUAUUCAUACCUAAACUCUAUUGGCAUUACAUUCAAUCAUUGUCCAUUAGUUUUUCAAUAAGUUACUGGUUUAUGUGA
This is a messenger RNA of Naegleria lovaniensis, 1515 nucleotides long. RefSeq lists its product as uncharacterized. The record is from RefSeq and is a predicted model, not a curated record. Gene Ontology annotation, molecular function: 2-oxoglutarate-dependent dioxygenase activity. NCBI's taxonomy places the organism in Eukaryota, Heterolobosea, Eutetramitea, Acrasida, Naegleriidae. Bases 1 to 1515 code for a protein of 504 amino acids. The transcript has a single exon.